CCUGCAGCCCUACGCAGGUUUAAUUUGGUAGAAAGCUCUACUGUGCUCAGUGGGAAUUAUUUCCAAGUAAACGCAGGGAGGAUCAGGCUAGAAGCCUUCAAAACGAAGAUGGAACUUUCCUACCUGUAUCCAUAGGCACUGAAGCUCUGGCUCUCCCGCAGCAAGGCACGAUAAAGCCGCAAGACCUGAGCCCGUUUGGACGCUGCCAUAUUGCAAACACGCUGCCGGGUCUCCUGGUAAGGCCCCUUCGACUUUGCAGCCUCCGCCAGAGCCUGAUUCCGGAAGCAGCGGAGAAGGGCGCGGAGCUCCAAACAGAUUUCACGGGAAGAAGCGAGCUGGGUUCCGCGUGGGGGGGCUACGCUUGCAGGGUAGGAGCUGGGCCUGGGCUGGCCUGUGUUGGCCUGUGUUCCCUGUCCGAGCGCGUCAGGCGCGGGCUGGGCAGCUUCGGCACCCAGCGUGCGAGCUUGACCUGGGGAGGAAAGGAAGGUAUCUCAUGUUUAUGACUUUCUCAAUGGCUUAUUAGUGAUGGAUAAACUGUUGGGGACUCUUUUCUAACUUCAGUAAUUGGCUGGCAAUCUCUUGCUGAAAGAUAGAAGAAUCUGCAUAAAUCAUCCCUGAACUGCUGCCAGUGUUUGAGAAGUAUUGGCUGCAGUUUCAAAAGCUAUAUCUGGAAUGCAAUCAGAUGACAUCUAUUGGGCAUUUCUUGUUUAUCAACACAGUUUGAGAGGCACCCAUUUUCUGAUGUUUCAAAGUGGUGCUGUCUAUCCAGGACGCUCUGAUGACUGCACACAGAAAGUUAAUACGAAUAGUCCACUACGGUAAAAUGGUUUCACCAUGGGGACUUCUGGGAAGAAGACCUGCCAGUUUUAGCCAUGCAUGGUGCAGAAGUAUAAACUCAGGUUGUGCUGCCAGCACCUCCACUGCAAACACAAUUGAAGUUCUUGGCAAAUCAUAUCUCCCAGAUGACUACAGCAAUGUCACAAAGAAGAUUCUUUCCAAGGUAGGCGAAAAGCUGCACAACCAAUGGCAUCACCCUUUGUGGCUGAUUAAAGAGCGUGUGAAAGAUCAUUUCUACAAGCAAUAUAUAGGGCGCUUUGGGAACCCACUGUUCUCAGUGUAUGAUGAUUUGCCUCCAGUGGUCACAGUUGAACAGAAUUUUGACAGACUGCUCAUUCCACAAGACCACCCCAGCAGGAAGAAAGGGGAUAACUACUAUCUGAAUCGUACUCACAUGCUAAGAGCGCACACAUCUGCCCACCAGUGGGAUUUGAUGCACUCAGGGCUUGAUGCCUUUCUGGUUGUGGGAGAUGUUUACCGUCGUGAUCAGAUUGAUAGCACCCACUAUCCGGCCUUCCACCAGAUAGAAGGAGUCCGACUCUUCUCCAACCACGAGCUGUUCAACAAUGUCAGGGGUGGAGAAAGCUUUUGCUUGUUUGAACAAGGUCACCGUACACCACACAAGCAAGAAAUGCACACCAUGGAAGCAGUAAAGCUUGUGGAACACAGUUUGAAACUGGCGUUGACAAAACUUGUGGCUCAUCUCUUUGGUGACGGACUUGAAAUUAGAUGGGUGAACUGCUACUUCCCAUUUACUCACCCGUCCUUCGAGAUGGAGAUCAACUUCCAAGGAGAAUGGCUGGAGGUCUUGGGUUGCGGAGUCAUGGAGCAGCAGCUAGUUAACUCAGCUGGUGCUGAGAACAAAAUUGGCUGGGCGUUUGGCCUGGGAUUAGAGAGGCUGGCCAUGAUCCUGUAUGGGAUCCCUGACAUCCGCCUUUUCUGGAGCAAAGACGAACGUUUCCUGAAACAGUUCCACGUGUCUCACAUUAACCGAAAAAUACAAUUCCAGCCUUUCAGCAUGUAUCCUCCUGUGAUCAACGAUAUCUCUUUUUGGCUGCCCUCUGAAAAAUACUCUGAAAAUGACUUCUGUGAUUUAGUCCGAACCAUUGGAGGAGAUUUAGUGGAAAAAGUCAGCCUCAUAGAUAAAUACACGCAUCCAAAGACAAAAAGGGUCAGCCAUUGUUACCAGAUAACAUAUCGGCAUUUGGAAAGAACCUUGACUCAGAAGGAAGUAAGCAGCAUACACCAUGCCAUUGAGGAAUCAGCUGUACGAGAAUUAGGAGUAGAGGGAAGAUUUUGACCUUGUAGCUGUGAAUUCUCUGCUUUUCUUUUUUCUUGUUCCUUCUGUUUAAAAACAGUUUCUGUCAUGUGGAAGGUUUUGGCAAUGGUGUAAUAAUUCAGGUAAUAAAAGGUGGUGGUGGGGAAACAGUUCCUAGCAACAUUAAUAAAAAAAAGCUUUUUGGGUAAUUUGUAUGUUAUGAAUAAGUUUUUGUGGUCAUAUGGAUUAAACUGCAGACCACAUGUGCUAUUUCUGCAUUAGCAGGAUAAUCCAUGUAUUCAGGACAGGACCUCAGACCAUCCACAGACACGUCAUCCAUAGGUUGUUUGUGGCUAUGGCACAACUGGGCAUUACCAAGGGGACCUGCAACAAAAAAAAGUUUCAUUGUGGAGUGUUCCUGUUCAGGUUCCAACCAUCUAGACAUACUCUCUUCUAGAAUACCCCAUUUUCUCCCCUCCCCUCCCCAGUUUUCCAUUUUUGCCUGUCAACAUUCGCUACCCACUGAGCAUGCUCAGUCCUCAUUGUGCUGUGCUUCAUUCUCUAUUGGCAUAUAGACUGAGGGAGAAACACUUUCUUCAGAUGCUAGGUUGAAUGUCAGAGGUAUAAUUUUAAAAGAGAAUCAAAGAGUGGGCACACAACCCCUUCCCACCCAUUCUCCCCUAUAUAUGCCCCCCAAUUCUUUUUAAAAAGCUUUCCUCACCCCCCUCCAGCUGGGCUUCAAACAUGGAAGUAUCCUAGCUGGGAGGAUGGGUGAGAAGAAACUUAUCAAAGGCAUUUAGACGAGCAAUCGACCAGUGCAGGGGGGUUAAGCAACCGCUCCCUGCAGUCUAUGAUCCACGGAAUACGUCUUCCACUUUCCCCAUCAUCACAGCAAGCAUGGGAUUGAAGCAAUGCAUUUUCCAAGAUAAUGGCUGCAUUCACAUAUAACAUUAAGCCAAAAGUCACAAACUGUGUUGAGUGGAUAGAGCUCCUUUGCAAUCGUUUUGCUCCACACCGUUGGUUGAACAAGUGAGGAAGCCACUAUGAUUUCAGGCAACUUGUGAACCUGCCAACAAUGGUUAAUGCCUUCAAAACGAGCCAGAAUAUGAAGCCAUGGCUUGAAGAUGGGAGCCACUUGGGCAAGCAAGGUUAAGUGUCCAACCACUUGUGCAAAGAGAGAAACAAAGUGGCUCUAGGAUUUUUGACUUAGCAUUGCAUGCAAACAUGGCCAAUGUCUAGUUUUGAGCCUUAGUUAGGCUGCAUUCCAGUACAUUCCUACUCAGAAGUAAGCUCCAUUGUGUUCAAUGGGACUUACUCCCAAGCUAGUGUGUAUUGGCUUGCAGCCUUAUUCACAUUGAAGAUCCAGACCCACAGAUGGCUGGAAGAGGAGGGGAGAAAUAUUUGCGGUUGGAGAUGGUUGGAUGGUGGUGGUGGAAGACCUUUCCCCCCAAUCCAGUGAAUUGUCAUCAGAGAGCAUUCUCUUUUCAGAAAUCAAAGCAUGAUCAUCCCCCUACCCCCCAAGAAAACCCCGCUUUCAAACAUGGGCUAUCAAUGGCUACUAGCCAUGAUGGCUGUGCUCUGCCACCCUAGUCAGAGGUAGUAUGUUUUUGAAAACCAGUUGCCGGAAGCCUCAGGAGGGGAGAGUGUUCUUGCACUCAGGUCCUGCUUGUGGGCUUCCCCCAGGCACCUGGUUGGCCACUGUGAGAACAGGAUGCUGGACUAGAUGGGCCACUGGCCUGAUCCAGCAGGCUCUUUUUAUGUUCUUAUGAGUUGCAGUGUGUUCUGUGAGCUUUCAAAUUUCAUAGGACUCCUUGUGAGGCAGGUAUUAAAUGAAGCCACUUCUCUUUUUUGGAGGGGAGGUAAGGGGGAAAAGGUAUUUAAUGUGUAUGGCACUGAGCCCUUUUUGCAGUCUGAGGAUGCAAUCCUGUGCAUCCUUUCUCGAAGUAAGCCCUAUUGAACCCAGUGGAUUUUAUUUCUGAGUAAACAUUCAUAAAGUAAAGCUAGUGAUGGAGGAAAUCCCCUGCAAACUAAUUAGGCUGAGGCUUGAACUUUGUGCAAAAAAAUUAUUGGACACAGAGGCUUGCUGGAAUACAUAACAAACCCAAAGCUUAAUUUAGCCUAUCUGGCUUUCCUUGUAAAGCUGUUAUGAAGGGAAACAGUUGUGAAUUACCUGAGCCACAAAUUGCUUUGCAAUUGCACCACUUCAGGCUCCAGCGAGUUCUAGCAUAAGCUAAUAUUCCCAGUACAGUAACAUUAAUCUGAAAAGAGCCAGGUACGGAGUACCACAAUCAAGACUUCAUUUAUCUCGCUAGGUCAUUUAACCGCCGUUGAAAGGCACAAUGUGUGUUUUGUCUCCGUUCUUUCUUUACUGUCUGAGACUGUAUCUCUCCUUGGUAUUGGCACAUCUGCCUGCCACCCCCACUGUAGUAUUGAAUAUUGCCAAAUUGAUUUUCUUAGAAAGAGAGCCAAAGCAGCGCUUUUGGUCUGGUUUGCACAUUGCACUUUGACUUACCAUGAGCAAGAAAAGGUGCAGAUUCCUGGCCUGAAGAUUGCAGCUGCAGCACUCCUCCUCCAGUCCCGCCGCUGCCAUGCUGUCAAAGUUAAGCCAUAGCUUUCACUGUGACUGAACUCAGGCUGGUAGUUUGCCUCACUCCAAACAAGCUAUGAGCAGAAACCAAGGCUUCUCCUUUACUUACCGCUCAUGGUUGUCAGAGAGAGACAACCCACCAGCCUGGGUACCACUAAGCCAAGCCGUGGCUUAGCUCCAGACAGCCUGGCAAUAGGAGGAUGGGGGAAGGAGCAAAGUGGCUGCCAUUUGUACUAUGAGUACCCACAUGCUCAUGCAUUCAUGCUUAGCCAUGGUUUAGCAUUACAUGCAAACUAGGCCAAUAGGCUUAACUAGGUCAUAUGGAUGUGUUUAAGUCUUGUUAAUACCGUCACAGCAAAAUUCUAUGCAUGCUUACUCUUUUGGAACGAAUGUUCAUUGAAGAACAUAAAAUGGGGAAU
Rhineura floridana is the source of this 5101-nucleotide messenger RNA. It is a transcript of the gene FARS2, whose product is annotated as phenylalanyl-tRNA synthetase 2, mitochondrial. Gene Ontology annotation, biological process: phenylalanyl-tRNA aminoacylation. Gene Ontology annotation, cellular component: cytoplasm; mitochondrion. The transcript has 9 exons. Lineage: Eukaryota; Metazoa; Chordata; Lepidosauria; Squamata; Rhineuridae. The record is from RefSeq and is a predicted model, not a curated record. Gene Ontology annotation, molecular function: phenylalanine-tRNA ligase activity; ATP binding; tRNA binding. The coding region runs from base 779 to 2137 and encodes 452 amino acids.